Molecule: messenger RNA, 174 nt
Organism: Sphaeroforma arctica JP610
Lineage: Eukaryota; Ichthyosporea; Ichthyophonida
Exons: 1
Source: RefSeq, a predicted model, not a curated record
ACCUCAAGCAGCAGCCAUUCGGGUGCCGACAGUCCCGAUAUGCCGGCUCCCUUGCCGAUUCAACCCAAACAUAAGAUCGCCAGAACUACCAUGUGCAAAAUGGGGAAAUAUCCAAUGUACCAACACGCCAGACGAACCACAUUUGCAGAUGAAGAGGCUGUUUACUUCAGGUGA